AGGUGAUAGAAACAGGAGCCUGGGGAUCCCUGCACACUGGGCACAGGGACGGGAGGCUGGGCCCUGCCUUGACCUCCCCACAGCAGUGUUUGUGCUGCAGAUGGUGGAGGGAGUGGGAGCUGAAGGGAAAGAGGGCCGCCCGCCCUGGGCCAGCUGUUGAUUGUGAUCCAGAAAAGGAAGUGAGGAUACCACAGGGGCGGGGAGAAGGAAGUAGGCCUCUCCCUCCCCCUCAGGUCUACUCAGUGCCCUCAGUUCACAGUUUUAGCCUGCUGGCCAUGAGCACACCUCUUGGUCCUCACAGUGAGGGCCCAGUCGGGGUUCCAGAAGUUGGAAGAUGGGUUCUUGGGGAAUUAGGUUCCAGGACCUUCAGCUUUAGAGAAUGUAAAGUUCUACUAAGAAGCCAGAAGGACCUGCCUAACGCCCAAGCAAGCAGAUGCUUAGUGGUCACGUGACCUGGGCCAAGCGCCCGACCGUCCAGUCUCAGAUUCUCCAACAGCUUCCUCCCUUCCUUCCUUCUUGUCAGGAAGCCGGAACAAGCCCCGUGAAGUACUUUGUCCACAGCCCCAGCGCUUGGAAUCACAGACAGGACAAGUCUGAGAGCUAGGGAGCCCCACCUGGUGGUGGAAGUGGAAGGGAGGCUGAGCCUGUCUGUCUGUCUGUCUGUCUGUCUGCCUGUCUGUCUCUUCCUUCCUCCCCUUCCUUUUUCCAGCCAGCCAUCAUCUUUUUUGGAAAGUUCCACUCCGGCAGGCGAGAGAUUCUAGAGAUACUCUCAGCAGCCUGGCAAGGGCAGUUCCUCAUUUCAGACCAGGAGAGACUAGUGGCCGUGUCUAGACCCUGGCCAGAGGUGGAGAGGAGCCCCGGCAGGGCGAGGUCUUCCGCACAUGGAGUCUCACCUAUGGUCCUAUGGCUAGCACAAGAUUUCUCCCUUCCUGCCUUCUUCUCAUCAUUUCCAUCCCGGGGGCCAUGAGCCACAACUCCUGUAUCUGGUGCUCCCGGAGUUCCCAGGAGUCCUUGUGCCCUGCAGCUCUUGGGGAACCAGGGAGCUGCCAGUCCCAAGAGGCUAAAGCUGUCCCCCGGUAACAUUCUAGGAUGCUCUGGGUGGAUCCAGAGAGGACAGGAGCCCCGGGAUGGGAGGUGGCAAACACUGAGGGAGCUCUUCGUUCCCAUCCCUGCAAGCCCGAGCUCGUCCUUGGUAGUGUGGGGGAGACAGAGCUCACCAAGGAGGAGUCAGGAAGACACCCAAGGAGGCAGCGGGAGUGGGGUAGUGAAGUCAUGGCGUGAAGGCUGAGGCACCCCAGCAUGCCCCAGGCUGUGCCUCCAUCACGACUGUCCCAGGUGCUCCUUCCUGACCCAGUUUUCCUCCUGCUACCUUUUUGGCGCCUGCAGGUGUUAGGACUUUCCCAUAACCCUCAUCCCUGAUGGGGAGGACUACUGGCUCAGCCAGUUCAGCAGGAACCAUGGUUAGCUUUCCUAGAGUGCCAGGAAAUAGCCACACUCUAUCUAUACCUAAUGCUGAGCUCAGUGCCCUGGUACAGACUUCAAGCUGAAGGAGACUCCCUCUGUCUCUCCCACAUCCAGGACCAGAGGGAUGGAUACCUGUCCCAUGAUGGCCCUUCCCCCCAGGAGCCUUUAUGCCCUUCCCACUGUGCUGUCAUCGAUGCUGGCUUAUGCACAUGGUUGGCUGCCCCCUCCAGCCCCUUGAUGAGCUCUCUCAGCCUGCUCAGGAGAAGCUGGACCUUCUCCCUUUCCUGGUGACCUUCCCCAGCUUGUGGGAGGAAGAGGGGGCGACUUGUUCUCUUCUGCCUGGUAAUUAUCUUCUUCUAGUGUGGGGGAUGCCCAAGGCCUGGCUUCAGGCUGUGGGAGCGCAGAGGAGGAGCUGGAAGAGCAGCCUCCAACAGCUGCCUGCCGGGAGGGCCAGACUAGUUCGCACUUGGAAGUUGGGAUGCCAGGACCGGCCCUCUCUUUCCUCGCCUUCCCGGCCUCCCGGUCAGCUCACUCCACACUGAGAUGAUUCUGAAGUAAGAUGCUCACAGAGACAUCCUGGCUGCUCACAGAGACUCUGCUACAAGAAACAGAGUGAAGUGUCCCCAGGUGGGGUUUACCAGGGCUCAGAGCCUUUGACUCUGCUCCUUCCCUUCCCACGGCUGAGCUGGCACAGGAGCACCUGGGUGAGCUACACCAGACUUUAUCAGGAUGAGACCCCUGAUUCUGUUAGCUGCCCUUCUCUGGCUCCAGGGCUUUUUGGCUGAGGAAGAUGCGUGCUCAUCCUUGGAAGGGAGCCCAGACAGGGAGGGUGGAGGUCCACCCCUGCGUGUAAACAUCAGCAGCCACGGAGAGCCUAGCAGUCUGUUUCUGAGCUGGGUAGCCACAGAGCCGGGUGGAUUUGACUAUACCCUCUGCCUCAGGAGUGUGAACGCCUCGGGUUCUCCGGAAGGGCAGCAGCUCCAGGCACACACAAAUGAGUCCAGCUUUGAGUUCCAUGGCCUGGUGCCAGGGAGUCGCUACCAGCUGGAACUGACCGUCCUAAGACCCUGCUGGCAGAAUGUCACACUUACCCUCAGUGCCCAAACUGCCCCGACAGUGGUCCGUGGACUGCAGCUGCACAGCGCUGGGAGCCCAGCCAGCCUGGAAGCCUCGUGGAGCAGUGCCCUGGGGAAUCAAGACAGCUACCAACUUCUCCUCUACCACCUGGAAUCACAAACUCUGGCAUGUAAUGUCUCUGUGUCCCCCGACACCCUGUCUUACAAUUUUGGCGACCUCUUCCCAGGUAGUCAGUAUGUCUUAGAGGUUGUCACCUGGGCCGGCAGUCUCCAUGCGAAGACCAGCAUCCUCCAAUGGACAGAGCCUGUACCUCCUGAUCACCUAGCACUACGUGCCUUGGGUACCAGCAGCCUGGAAGCCUUCUGGAACAGCUCUAAAGGGGCCACCUGGUUUCACCUGAUGCUCACAGACCUCCUAGGGGGCACCAACCUGACUGCAGUGGUCAAACAAGGGGUCUCAAGCCACACCUUUCUUCACCUGUCUCCGGGUACACCUUAUGAGCUGAAGAUUUGUGUUGCUGCUGGGCCCCACCAGAUUUGGGGACCCAAUGCCACUGAGUGGACCUAUCCCUCUUACCCAUCUGACCUGGUGUUGACCCCCUUACGGAAUGAGCUCUGGGCAAACUGGAAGGCAGGUCUGGGAGCCAGGGAUGGCUAUGUAAUGAAGUUAAGUGGGCCAGUGGAGAGUACGCUUACCCUGGGCCCUGAAGAGUGCAAUGCUGUCUUCCCAGGGCCCCUGCCUCCAGGACACUAUACCUUGUGGCUGAAGGUUCUAGCUGGACCUUAUGAUGCCCUGGUGGAGGGCAGUAUCUGGCUAGCUGAAUCUGCCACACUUCCCAGGGAGGUCCCUGGCGCCAGGCUGUGGCUGGACGGACUGGAAGCUACCAGGCAGCCUGGGAGAUGGGCGCUGCUCUAUUCUGCUGAUGCCCCAGGCCUCCUAGGGAACAUCUCUGUCCCCUCUGGUGCCACUCAUGUCACCUUCUGUGGCUUGGUACCUGGAGCCCACUACAGGGUGGACAUCGCCUCAUCUGUGGGAGAUAUUACUCAGAGCAUCACAGGCUACACGAGUCCCCUGCCACCGCAGUCUCUGGAGAUCAUCAGCCGGAACAGCCCGUCUGACCUGACAAUUGCUUGGGCUCCAGCGCCAGGGCAGCUAGAAGGUUAUAAGGUCACCUGGCAUCAGGACGGUAGCCAGAGGUCACCUGGCAACCUUGUUGACUUGGGCCCUGACGUUUCGAGCCUGACUCUGAAAUCUCUGGUACCUGGAUCCUGCUACACUGUGUCAGCAUGGGCCUGGGCUGGGAACCACAGCUCUGACUCCCGGAAGAUUCACAGCUGCACCCGCCCCGCUCCUCCCACCAACGUGAGCCUGGGCUUUGCCCGCCAGCCUGCAGCACUGAGGGCUUCCUGGUGUCACCCACCGGGUGGCAGGGGUGCCUUUCAGUUACGGCUUUACAGGCUGAGGCCCCUGACACUGGAAAGUGAGGAGAUCCUCUCCCAAGAGGCCCAGAACUUCUCCUGGGCCCAGCUGGCUGCAGGCUGUGAGUUCCAGGUCCAGCUGUCUACCUUGUGGGGGUCCGAGGAAAGCAGUCGUGUCAACGCCACAGGCUGGACACCCCCCUCAGCUCCUACGUUGGUAAAGGUGACCAGCGAGGCCCCCACCCAGCUCCAAGUAUCUUGGGUCCACGCUCCUGGGGGCCGGAGCAGCUACCAAGUGACCCUGUACCAGGAGAGUGCCCGGACAGCCACCAGCAUCACAGGGCCCAAGGCAGACAGCACAAGCUUUCUGGGUUUGACUCCUGGCACUAAGUUCAAGGUGGAAGUCACCUCCUGGGCUGGGCCCCUUCACACGGCAGCAGCCAAUGUUUCUUCUUGGACCUACCCACUCACACCCAAUGAGCUGCUUGUGUCGAUGCAGUCAGGCAGUGCUGUGGUUCACCUGGCCUGGCCCAGUGGUCCCUUGGGGCAAGGGACAUGCCAUGCCCAACUCUCAGAUGCUGGACACCUCUCAUGGGAGCGGCCGCUGCCGCUAGGCCAAGAGCUCCUCAUGCUAAGGGAUCUUAUACCAGGCCAUACUGUCUCCAUGUCUGUGAAGUGUCGGGCGGGGCCGCUGCAGGCCGCUACCCACUCUGUGGUGCUAUCUGUGGAGCCUGGCCCUGUGGAAGAUGUGCUCUGUCAACCCGAGGCCACGUCCCUGGCCCUGAACUGGACGAUGCCUGCUGGAGAUGUGGAUGUCUGUCUGGUGGUGGUAGAGCAGCUGGUGCCGGGAGGGAGCACUCAUCUUGUCUCCCAGGUCAACACCUCGGGGGAUGCUCUCCUGCUCCAUGAAUUGAUGCCUACCACGUCUUACCGCCUUAGCCUCACCGUGCUGGGCAGGAAUAGCCAGUGGAGCCGGGCCGUUACCCUGGUGUGCACUACUUCUGCUGAGGUUUGGCACCCCCCAGAGCUGGCUGAGGCCCCCCAGGUGGAGCUGGGGACCGGGAUGGGUGUGACAGUCACGCGUGGCAUGUUUGGUAAAGAUGACGGGCAGAUCCAGUGGUAUGGCAUAAUUGCCACCAUCAACAUGACACUGGCCCAGCCUUCCCGGGAGGCCAUCAACCUCACGUGGCAUGACCACUACUAUAGAGGACAGGACUCCUACCUGGCUCUCCUGUUCCCGAACCCCUUCUACCCAGAGCCUUGGGCUGGGCCAAGGUCCUGGACAGUACCUGUGGGUACGGAGGACUGUCACAACAGCCAGGAGAUAUGCAAUGGGCAUCUCAAGCCAGGCUUCCAGUAUAGGUUCAGCGUUGCAGCCUUUAGUAGGCUCAGCCCUCCGGAGACCAUCCUGGCCUUCUCAGCCUUCUCAGAGCCCCAGGACAGCAUUUCUCUGGUGGCCAUGCCCCUGACACUAAUGAUGGGAACUGUGGCGGGCUUCGUUGUCAUUGUGUGUGCAGUGCUAUGCUUGCUGUGCUGGUGGCGCCUGAAGGGACCAAGGCGGGAGAAGAGUGGCUUUUCCCAGGAGUUGAUGCCUUACAACCUGUGGCGGAUCCAUCGGCCCAUCCCCAUCCACACCUUCCAGCAGAGCUAUGAGGCCAAGAGUGCACAUGCGCACCAGGCCUUCUUCCAGGAAUUUGAGGAGCUGAAGGAGGUGGGCAAGGACCAGCCCAAGUUAGAGGCUGAGCACCCUGCCAACAUCACCAAGAACCGGUACCCACACGUGCUACCCUAUGACCACUCCAGGGUCAGGCUGACCGAGCUAUCAGGAGAGCCUCAUUCUGACUACAUCAAUGCCAACUUCAUCCCAGGCUACAGCCACCCACAGGAGAUCAUUGCCACCCAGGGGCCUCUCAAAAAGACGCUAGAGGACUUCUGGCGGCUGGUGUGGGAGCAGCAAGUACACGUGAUGGUCAUGCUGACAGUGGGCAUGGAGAACGGGCGGGUCCUGUGUGAGCACUACUGGCCAGCCAACCCCACACCUGUCACCCACGGUCACAUCACCAUACACCUCCUGGCAGAGGAGCCCGAGGAUGAGUGGACCAGGAGGGAAUUCCGGCUGCAGCACGGUACCGAGCAAACGCAGAGGCACGUGAAGCAGCUACAGUUUACUACCUGGCCAGACCACAGUGUCCCCGAGGCUCCCGGCUCUCUGCUCGCUUUUGUGGAGCUGGUGCGGGAGCAGGUGAAGGCCACGCAAGGCAAGGGACCCAUCCUGGUGCACUGCAGUGCGGGCGUGGGCAGGACGGGCACCUUUGUGGCUCUCUGGCGGCUGCUGCGACAACUGGAGGAAGAGCAGGUGGCUGACGUGUUCAACACCGUGUACAUACUCCGGCUGCACCGGCCCCUCAUGAUCCAGACCCUGAGUCAAUACAUCUUCCUGCACAACUGCCUGCUGAACAAGAUUCUGGAAGGGCCCCUUGAUGCCUCAGACUCCGGCCCCAUCUCCGUGAUGAAUUUUGCACAAGCUUGUGCCAAGAGGGCAGCCAAUGCCAAUGCCGGUUUCUUGAAGGAGUACAGGCUCCUCAAGCAGGCCAUCAAGGACGAGACUGGCUCUCUGCUGCCCCCUCCUGACUAUAAUCAGAACAGCAUGGCCUCCUGUCAUCAUUCUCAGGAGCGGUUGGCCCCGGUGGAGGAGAGCCCUGCUGAUACCACGCUGGAAGCCUCGCUCUUCCCUGGUGGGCCGUUUGGUCGCGAUCACGUGGUACUGACUGGCUCGGCCGGACCAAAGGAACUCUGGGAAAUGGUGUGGGAACAUGGCGCCCACGUGCUCGUCUCCCUGGGCUUGCCUGAUACCAAGGAGAAGCCACAAGACAUCUGGCCAAUGGAGACGCAGCCUCUUGUCACAGACAUGGUGACAGUGCACAGAGUGGCAGAGAGCGACACAGCUGGCUGGCCCAGUAUCCUCUUCAGAGUCAUACAUGGGGAGAGUGGAACAGAAAGGCAGGUUCAGUGCCUGCAGUUUCCACGCUGUGAGACUGGGUGUGAGCUCCCAGCUAACACCCUCCUGACCUUCCUUGAUGCUGUGGGCCAGUGCUGCUCCCAGGGCAACAGCAAGAAGCCAGGGACCCUGCUCAGCCACUCCAGCAAAGGCACAAACCAGCUGGGGACCUUCUUGGCUAUGGACCAGCUGUUACAGCAAGCAGGGACCGAGUGCACAGUGGACAUCUUCAGUGUGGCCCUGAAGCAGUCACAGGCCUGUGGCUUUAUGACCCCAACGCUGGAGCAGUAUAUCUACCUCUACAACUGUCUGAACAGUGCAUUGCGGAACAGGCUGUCCCGAGCUGGGAAGUGGCCCGCACCCUGCUAGGUAUCAUGUUCCAGCAAUUCUGCCCCGGCCUGGCUUCCCCAGGAGAGCAGAUCCACUGGGCCUCACACUGUCAAAGGGCAGAGUCCGGGAAUAAAGAGACGUGGUCAAAUCA
Messenger RNA from Apodemus sylvaticus (European woodmouse), 7438 nucleotides. RefSeq names its product receptor-type tyrosine-protein phosphatase V. Bases 2194 to 7326 code for a protein of 1710 amino acids. Gene Ontology annotation, biological process: protein dephosphorylation. Gene Ontology annotation, molecular function: protein tyrosine phosphatase activity; protein binding. NCBI's taxonomy places the organism in Eukaryota, Metazoa, Chordata, Mammalia, Rodentia, Muridae. The record is from RefSeq and is a predicted model, not a curated record. The transcript is spliced from 37 exons.